CGCACCCCGCCGCGCCCCCCGCCGCCCGCGCCCCCUCUGGCGCACCGCGCCCAGCGCGCGCCCCACGCGCUGCGACUUCUACUGCGCCCCGAGCCCGGGUAUGCGAAUGUAAGCGUGUACGACAACGACACGGUGGCCGGCGUGGAGACGGGCGCGCCCCCGCGCUGGCGGCCGCUGUACGUGCAGCGCCAGGACAGCGAGCAGGAGGGCGAGGCGGGGGGCGCGCACUGGUGGUGGCGCGGCUGCCGGCGCCACGCGCGCGCCUCGCAGACGCUGGAGUUCAACUCGCGGCGCGGCGCGCCCUCCUCCAGCCCCGACUCCAGCGGCGAGGACGACUGAGCGCCCGAAUCUCUAUAUUAGUCUAUAUCACUCACGUUAUUUUUCUAUUGAUAGACUGGUUACCUCUGUAGAUAGUUUUCGUCAUUCGAUGUACCUAGCUAUAGGAAUUUAAGUUAAAUAAAAAUAAAUUUAUCUUUCAUUUCAUUUUAUUAUUAUUGUAGUUUUUCACGAGCUGGCCUCAGUGUGAUGUAAUCAUGUAACCUGUGACUACGGACUGCUGGCAACACUGACGGUGCCGAACAAAAGAUAAAGAAAUCAUCCAACUGGUGGUUUGAUUUCAAUUUUAAUUUAUAUAGUGGCUACAGAAAUACAUAAUAUCUCAACUGAUUCAUGAGGUACUGGCACGGAUCAGCCUGGUAACAGAAGGACAAGUCUUGGUCUAGGGUACCGAAGGCAAAUAUAUUUUUUUGUUAAACCUA
Messenger RNA from Trichoplusia ni (cabbage looper), 758 nucleotides. RefSeq lists its product as uncharacterized. The transcript is spliced from 4 exons. Lineage: Eukaryota; Metazoa; Arthropoda; Insecta; Lepidoptera; Noctuidae. The annotation marks the transcript as partial. The record is from RefSeq and is a predicted model, not a curated record.